AUGACAUAUUGUUUACAAGUUCAUCGUUCAACAGGAAAGGUCGUUCUUUCGCAUGCAGGUCCCAAUGGAGUUUAUAAUCAUGAGGAAAUAUCAUGUACAUUUGGUAGAUCACAACUCGAUUUAAGCAGAAUGGAAUUUAUUCAUGUCAGUGCUGGUACGCACACAAUAUCUAUUCGAAAUUUGAUCAUCUGUUUUGAGAAACAAUUUAGCAUGCAUCCAACAUUCGAUAAAGAUUAUAAGAAAGAUACUUCUUCUGCAAAUGAAAAUAAAUCGAGCAAAGCAGAUUCUGAUGUCAACCAUCAAAAACGGCAUGAUGCUCAUCAGAAUGCGUCGUCAAGCACACCUGACGACAAACCAUCAACAGAUCCAGGUAUUUUAACCAGAGUAGUGAACUUCUUUGUUAGAGAUGAUGAUAGAUCGUUGAAGCCUUGUCCAAAUAAUGUCAAUUGUCUGAAACAAUUUUCAGACGAAGCAGCUGAUCAUAAUGCCAAAUAUUCUCAUCCUUGUCCUUAUUCAGAACUGUGUCGCGAGAGAGAAACUCAUCUUACUCAUGAACCACAUACAGUUUCAAAAUGUCGAGAUGAUAAAACAUGCGAUAAGUUAGACGAUCCUUUCUAUCGAGCUUCCUAUCGACAUACAGGUCGACCCGAUUUUCUUAUUCCAUGUCGUCUACAAAAGGGAUGUUCAGAUAAAUCGUUCUCUCACAGAAAGAAAUAUUCUCAUGGUGAAGACGUUUUCGGAAAACUACCAACACCAGCCCCUGCAGGUAAGCGACCAUGA
Messenger RNA from Rotaria sp. Silwood2, 780 nucleotides. The record is from the annotation of a GenBank genome assembly. NCBI's taxonomy places the organism in Eukaryota, Metazoa, Rotifera, Eurotatoria, Philodinida, Philodinidae.